Messenger RNA from Aspergillus puulaauensis, 4014 nucleotides. RefSeq lists its product as uncharacterized. Bases 1 to 4014 code for a protein of 1337 amino acids. Gene Ontology annotation, cellular component: mitotic spindle midzone; cytoplasmic microtubule; mitotic spindle. NCBI's taxonomy places the organism in Eukaryota, Fungi, Ascomycota, Eurotiomycetes, Eurotiales, Aspergillaceae. Gene Ontology annotation, biological process: mitotic spindle assembly; astral microtubule depolymerization. Gene Ontology annotation, molecular function: microtubule binding. The transcript has 5 exons. The record is from RefSeq and is a predicted model, not a curated record.
AUGGAGCAAAAGUCUGAGGAACUGCUUGCGGUGCUCAAGAAUAGUAACCUGUCGCUCGACGUCAAGGUAGCCCAUCUACUUGGCGUGAAAUCUGACAUCAAGCAAAAGAAUGUUCCAGAGGGAGCAGUGCCCCCGCUCUUCGAGUGCUUGCGGCUUGCUUUAGCCUCGCCUCAUAUCGCCCUCAUCACGGCAGGAUUUUCCACUCUUGGCCAUUUCUUGAAACGCCUGUUUAUACAGGAGCUGCACAGUCUCGUUUCGGUCUUCGCCAAGGAACUCAUUUCAUGCCUCCUGGACCGUUUGGGUGAUCACAAGGACCGAAUCAGAGGUCUCGCUGCCCAAGCAUUUACCGACAUGUGGCCUGCAGCUGCUCCGCAAAUUGACCAUGCUGUUUUCGAAGUUGGCCUUACGUCGAAGAACGCCAGGCUUAGACAUUCAAGCCUCAAUUUGCUCAGUAGCAUUGUCACUCAGUAUCACAUUGGCUUCAGACAAUACGUUCCGGAUGCUGUUGCAUGUCUAGAAGAUGCCGACAAAGAGGUUCGCAGGGCCGCGAAAACGGUAAUUGUGGAUCUCUUCAAGGAAGCGGCCCCCCAUGCACAGGCUGAUCUUCAGCGGCAAAUGGCUGAUCAUAACGUCCGAAAAACCAUUGUGAACGACAUUCUCAUUGCCAUUGGGCUUGAACCAGAGCUUCCUAGCCGACCGCCAUCGACUAGGCCGCCUUCGGUUCGCCCACCGUCGCGUGGUGAUGCCAUACGCCGCCCACCUUCUAGGGGUGAUGUCCUCCAUAGGCCACCCUCGAGAGGCGAUGCCUUGCACAGCUCGGCCUCAAGGGGUAAUGCCAUUCAACGACCAGCUUCGCGAGUUGAUACUUCGCACGGCUAUCCUGCUUCAAGCAGCACUCACUCCGCUACAAUCGUCACCGAACCCGCUUCAAUUGACAACCAUAUUGAACCCGUUUUUCACCAUCCCGCUCAAGCUGCGCCCGCCGCCACGGCCGCUAGCAACGCCCCUGUUCUCACUCGACCCCAACAAGCUGUCUCCGCACAUCCGGGGCAGACGGUUGAAGCUUUGACGGAGCAUGCCUCCGUUAUUCAUAGACCCGUACCAACGCGUCCAAACACCACAGCAACCGAUACAUACAAAGCGCCCAGAGCGGCGAACGCCCCGGUUGACCGGCGUGCUGUUCCUGCGACACCACGACAUGUCCACCCAGAACUCGACACCACCGUCCAACCCCGCGACAUCUCAUCUGCCCGUGAGAUGGAGCAGCUAGUGCGUGACAUGCUCCCAUGCUUCAACGGCAAAGAAGACGAAACCAACUGGCAGAAGCGUGAAAAGAAUAUCACUAUGCUCCGCCGAGUCACGCAUGGGAAUGCGCCGCACGAGUUUUCUCAAGCUUACCUCGCGGGAAUCAAAACUCUUCUUGACCCCAUUUUCAAAGUUGCGAAUUCUCUCAGAACUACCAUGCAAACAACUGGCCUUGAGAUGUUGCAGUCCCUCGCUCGUGUUAACGGAUCUCGGCUUGACCCCAUGAUCGAUAUCAUCCUGAACAACGCGAUGAAGCUCUGCGGCAAUUCAAAGAAGAUAACUGCCCACAAUGGCAACCUGACUGUCGGAGCUCUACUCGAGAAUGUGACCUGCAAUACUCGCGUUCUGGCUCACAUUACGUCGGCGGCGGCCAGCACCAAUAACAAUCUCCGCUUCUUUUCCGCUGGUUGGUUGAGGGUUGUCAUUAAUGGCCAAGGGAAACACAGGACUACUCCUGAAGGGUUGGCGAGCAUUGCCCAGUGCAUUAAGAAUGGUAUUAGCGAUGCCAGACCAGACAACAGAGAGUCAUACCGUCUCACUUUUUGGGACUUCCACAAAGUCUGGCCCGACAAAGCUCAACAGAUUCUGAACGAGAUUGCACCCAAACAUCGUGCGACGCUCGAGAAAGAUGCGGCGAACCCGAUGAACGAUCCGUUUGUAUCGAGCUCAACUUCCACGACGACAGGACUGUUCAGCAGUACGCCUGGACGUCCGACACCGGCAAAGGGAGCGGUCGCUGCUAAAGCGAGGCCUAAUCUUGCACCCGCCACAACAUUCCCACCUCCUACAGCGGCAGCUCAGCCUGCCCAGGCCAACCGCCCCCGCAAGAAGCCCAGGUCAGCCGUUACGGCCACACCCACUUCAUCCCUCACAUCCGCUCCCAUGCGCCCCGGCGCUUCGAAACCGCGCCAGCCUCAACUUGAAAUCAACCCACGCCCCGCGACCGCUGCCGGUUUCCAUCCAACGCAGAAGGAGAGCCCAACCCGAGGAAGCCCGGCCCGGAUUCCGGUAGCAGCGCAUCCUACUACUCCUGGGACGAAGCCCGUCGGCGCUUCUCGUCCCCGUCAGAAGAGCGACCCGCUGCAAAAUGCGAGUCCGACGAAGAUGGGAGUUAGGCUCGCAAAUGACCCUACACUCACCCCCGACCGACCUUUUGGGAGCAUCAGUAUUCCUAAGAAGCGCACGAACAGCAGUGGGGAAGAGAAUGGUGAGAGGAAGAACGACGAGAAUACUGCACCCAAAAAGGUCGUGAUGGACUACGGAAGCCCAAGAGUCGAUUCUGUGGCGGACUCUCUUGAGCUAUCCGGUUGGCCACAUCAUGAAGUCAAAGAAGUCUCACCCAACGAUUACGAAGAUCAGAAUAUGUUAGAAGUUGAAGCGCACACAGCUUCAGAGGCGGAGCCGGAAUCGAAGCCAGAGCUUCCCGGACAGAUGCCAGCCGAUGUAGGCGAAGGAUUACACGAAAUCCAAACAAUUCAUCCGAACGCUGCCGUUGACGCAAGCCAACUGCAGGUGGAGGGCGAGGGCUCAAGGCACGAGUCUAUUUUAUCACCAGAGGUAUCACCCACGGCGACCAUUUCCCCCGUGGCUUUGCCAGUUGCCCCAGAAGCACUGAACAGUGAUCACAACGGAGGAGAGAAAUCGAAUGAUGAGACCGCCGAAGAGGCCAUCUCAGCCAGGGCAUCAGCAAAUUCUGGGGCUCGCCGUACCUCAGCCAUUUUACCCCUUUUACCGUCGUGGCCGAAAGCCGAUAACACACCCGGUCCACAGCCAGGCGACACAUCACCUUUACGACUCAAGAAAGAGAUAACAGACACGCAAUAUGCCAGUGACUCGGGCAAGCCGUCUGGCGAUGAGACCCCAGACGUCCAGGUUUCGCGAGCUUUGCGCCCAUUUAGCGACCGCCCAAGGGAGUCCGAGGCUACCCCGACCAAGCGGGAUAUCACUCUCCGGUCACAAGACCCUGUGCAGGCGCGUGAGAUGCUUGCCAAAGGAAUUACACGAAUCCAAACCAGGGAUAUGGACAUGAAUGGAUACCGGAAACUUCAGGGCCUCAUCGAAUUCCACCAUGCGAUAUUCACUGAUUCAAACCAAUUUGAUUCCAUGCUUGAGGCUCUACUUGCCGAAUUGGUGACUCAAAAACCACCUAGCGAAAAGGUGCUACCCUUCGGUUCGGUGUGGGACUUCAAGACGCAGGUCCUUUACACCGUGAAAUCCAUGUUUAUCAACUCCAAGACCUACUUCUCCUGCCACUAUCCUGGUACGGUGAUCCAGCUACUCGAGGCUCAGAAACCUUACGAGAUAGCGCGGUAUUUAGUCAAGGUUAUUGACCAACUGAUUGAUGACAUUGUUGACGUCUCCGAACCAUCUGCGAUCAUUGACGCUCUUAUGGAGUACCUUCCCAGUGUGAAGGACGAUCCCCAACACAAAAUACUUCGAAAAGGGUUUGAAACAAUCGGACAUGCCCUUGUCGUCAUGAACGAACAGAAGAUGAAGCUUCCCGAAGAUACCCUAGAGCACAUCGGGGAACUUGCAACUGAUUCGUUGCAGCUCCAGUCUAUGGGUGUGAAGCGGAGAAUUAUCGCAAUGUGUGUCGAGCUGCGGGUAAUGGUCUCCGAUGACGAUCGAUACUGGAAGAUUUUAGGGGGCGCCGACAAAGGCGUCCAUGGCCUGUUGUUCUACUACAGGUCCAAGAAUCGCGUUGACUGA